AUGAAUCUUGCAUCCAAGUUGAAUGCAGAGUCCAGGGCUAUUAAUAAGCCUGAGGAGGCUUUCUCCUUAGUUACCCGAAGGGUCUCCAAGGAGCCACCACCCACUCCAACCUGCCUCACAAAGAGGCAAGUGAAGCAGAAGGUGGAGAGCCUGACCACUCAGCUCCAGGUGAUGACUGCCCAACGGAAUGAUCUGAGAGAUCGCCUCAUCUUAGUAACUGAAGGUUCCUUGGACAAGAGUGAUCUGCAGAGCCGGCUCCUGUUGGAGCAGAGGCAGCAGAAGAAAAAGGUGGAUCUGCUGAGGCAAGAGAAGGAGAACCUACAGGAGGAAUGGCUCCGGCUGAAGAAGCACUUGAGUGAACUGAAAGUGCUCUGUAAGGACCAAGAAGAGACCAGUGACCUUGAGAACCAGCAACAGCAGGAGCAGCAAAGACUGGAGGAGAGACUUCAGAGCUUGCUGAAACAGAGGGAGAUGGUCACACAGCAAAAACACUUGGCUAUGAAGCUGCAGCAUCAUUUGACUGUCUCCCAGAUGAG
Messenger RNA from Onychomys torridus (southern grasshopper mouse), 536 nucleotides. RefSeq names its product nucleoporin GLE1-like. The transcript has 4 exons. The record is from RefSeq and is a predicted model, not a curated record. The annotation marks the transcript as partial. Lineage: Eukaryota; Metazoa; Chordata; Mammalia; Rodentia; Cricetidae.